AUGGAUCACUUGAGAAACUGCAAGAAAUUUAGACAUGGUAGGAGGAUAAAACAACUUGAAAAGUUUGAGCAAAAGAUGAAGGAAGAGCGACAAAAGAGAAUUCGGGAGAGGCAAAAGGAGUUCUUUGGUGAAAUAGAGGUUCACAAGGAAAGGCUGGAUGAUGUGUUUAAAAUUAAAAGAGAGCGGUGGAAGGUUUUCAAUAAAUAUGCAAAGGAGUUCCACAAAAGGAAGGAACGCAUCCAUCGUGAGAAGAUUGAUCGGAUUCAACGUGAAAAGAUAAAUUUAUUGAAGAUCAAUGAUGUGGAGGGAUAUCUGCGAAUGGUGCAGGAUGCCAAAUCUGACCGUGUUAAGCAACUUCUCAAAGAGACGGAAAAAUAUCUUCAAAAGCUCGGAUCCAAGCUACGAGAUGCAAAGGCCGUGGCAAGUCAGUUUGAGCAUGAUAUGGAUGAAAGUGGAAGUGGAGGUGCAAUUGGGAAGAGUGAGCCUAGUUUUGAAAAUGAAGAUGAAAGUGACCAGGCAAAGCAUUACAUGGAAAGCAAUGAGAAGUACUAUUUGAUGGCUCAUAGUAUAAAAGAGAAUAUCGCUGAGCAGCCAUCUAUUCUUAAUGGUGGAAAAUUGAGAGAGUAUCAAAUGAAUGGCUUAAGGUGGUUGGUGUCUCUAUACAACAAUCAUUUGAAUGGUAUCCUUGCUGAUGAAAUGGGUUUGGGUUAUUUCUUAAUUUGUUACCUGAUGGAAACAAAAAAUGAUCGAGGACCUUUCCUAGUGGUUGUGCCAUCUUCAGUGUUACCCGGAUGGGAAUCAGAAAUUAACUUUUGGGCCCCUAGUAUUCUUGGGAUCGUCUAUGCUGGCCCCCCUGAGGAGAGACGUAGGCUAUUCAAGGAAAGAAUAGUUCAACGGAAAUUUAAUGUCCUCCUUACUACAUACGAGUAUCUGAUGAAUAAGCAUGACAGACCUAAACUAAGCAAAAUACACUGGCAUUAUAUAAUAAUCGAUGAAGGCCAUCGGAUAAAGAUGCUUCCUGCAAAAGAUUUUUCUCAAUGGUUCAACAAACCAUUUGAAAGUAGUGGUGAUAGCACAGCUGACCAAGCCUUACUCUCUGAGGAGGAGAAUCUAUUGAUCAUUAACCGUCUUCACCAAGUUCUUCGACCAUUUGUCCUUCGGAGGCUGAAGCAUAAGGUUGAAAAUCAACUACCCGAAAAGAUUGAGAGACUGGUAAGAUGUGAGGCUUCUGCUUAUCAGAAGCUUUUGAUGAAGAGGGUAGAAGAUAAUUUGGGUACAAUUGGAAAUUCCAAGGCCCGGUCAGUGCACAACUCUGUUAUGGAGCUUCGAAAUAUAUGUAAUCAUCCAUAUCUCAGCCAGCUUCAUGCAGAGGAGGUUGAUACCUAUAUACCAAAGCAUUAUCUGCCACCAAUUAUAAGGCUUUGUGGGAAGCUUGAGAUGUUAGAUCGAUUACUUCCCAAGCUAAAAGCAACAGAUCAUAGGGUUCUUUUCUUUUCCACAAUGACUAGGCUACUUGAUGUUAUGGAGGAAUAUCUCAACGGUAAACAAUAUCGGUACCUCAGAUUGGAUGGACAUACAUCAGGGGGUGAUCGUGGUACCCUUAUUGACAGCUUCAAUAAACCGGAUUCUCCCUUUUUUAUAUUUCUUCUGAGCAUUCGGGCUGGUGGUGUUGGAGUAAAUCUUCAAGCUGCAGAUACAGUGAUAAUAUUUGACACUGACUGGAAUCCACAGGUUGAUUUGCAAGCUCAAGCAAGGGCUCACAGAAUUGGCCAGAAGAGGGAUGUGCUUGUUCUUCGAUUUGAAACAGUUCAAACUGUUGAGGAACAAGUCAGAGCUGCAGCUGAGCACAAACUGGGAGUUGCGAAUCAGAGCAUUACUGCUGGUUUCUUUGACAACAAUACAAGUGCUGAAGAUCGAAGAGAAUAUUUGGAGUCCCUUUUGCGUGAGUGUAAGAAAGAAGAAGCUGCACCUGUAUUAGAUGAUGAUGCUUUAAAUGAUCUCUUAGCUCGCAGUGAGCCAGAAAUUGAUGUAUUUGAAACUAUUGACAAAAGAAGACGAGAAGAAGAGAUGGCAACAUGGAGGAAAUUAGCAUGUGUUCAAGGCAUGGAUAGUUCUGAAACUCUGCCUCCUUUGCCUUCUCGCCUCGUUACAGACGAUGACUUGAAGGAGUUCUGUGAAGUAAUGAAGGUAUAUGAGGUGCCAAAGACUGGUGAAGUGUCUAAUGUUGGGAUAAAGCGGAAGGGUGGGGCUCUUGGGGGCCUCGAUACUCAACGUUAUGGCAGGGGAAAACGGGCAAGAGAGGUGCGUUCAUAUGAAGAACAAUGGACAGAAGAGGAAUUUGAAAAGUUGUGUCAGGCUGACUCACCUGAUUCCCCCACAAAAUCAAAGGAAGAAUUUAUGGAGUCAAACUUGCCAAAAGAUGAGAGUGGGUCUGUGGUGGCUGUUUGUAAAACAGAACUUCCUGCUCCACUUCCACCACACUUACCAUUACCCUCUGUGGAGCUGCCCCAGAUACAGCAAAGUAAAGAGGUUACACCACCAGCUAAACGAGGCCGUGGAAGGCCAAAAAGAGCAACACUGGAUCAAUCACCAACUGCGAUGGCUCUUACAGCACCUUCUGGAACUGUCAAAGUGGAUACUGGGAUACAGAGAGGAAUGGUGUCGAGCCCUGUAACAAAUUCAGGCCCUGAUUCAUCACCUAGUUCUGUUAAUGUACAGGGUAUUGGUGGAAUUGUACAACCUAAUAGUAUCGUGGCCUCACCUAGCUCUCAGCCAACUGCUCCUAAACCUUCUGUUACUCCUGGUUCUCAAACUACCAUUGUUAGCCCGUCUGCAUCAACACAAGCAUCAACACAAGUAAGAGGACAAGGUCGGAAAAGUCAAAGUGGAUUAGAAGCACCCAGGCGUAGGGGAAAGAAACAGGUGCCACAAUCACCUGGUGUUUCUGGUGGAUUAGCUGGUUCUGAUCCAAAACAAAAUGAAGUAUCACAGAACACAUCUGUGAACCCAUUAGAAAAUCAAGCCAUUGUCAUGAGCGAAACUGUUUCUUGUACUUCUGCAGUCCAACAUCCUGAUUCUUUACCUGGUUCUGUUCCUUUACAAGGUGCCAAUGGGACUGAUCAUCAAGUUGGUGGUGCGAUGGCUUUGACUUCUCAGCCAACCCUUCCGUCCCCAUCUGUUGCUCCUUCCUCUCAAUCUUCUCCUUUCCCUUCUGUACCUGUGCAAACAAAAGGGCAAAACCGGAAGGCUCAAAGUGGUGCAGGAACACAGCGGCGUAGGGGAAAGAAACAGGCGCCAGUAUCACCUGCUGUUCCUGAUGUGUUAGAUGCUCAGGAUAUAAAACUAAAUCUGCAACCACAGGAUAAACCUGGAGAUUUAUCUGUGAGCAAAGACAGUGCUGUGAGAAGUAAGCAAGAGGCUGAUGGUUUACCUGGUCAGAAUCUGAACUCAACUGAAGAAUCAGUAAAUUUAGCUGAAGCCAAGCAGACAACAAGCUCAUCAAUGACACACGAGACUGCCCUCAGAACCCUGGGCCCUGCGACAGGGGAAAGCCUAAAUGUUAUUGCAAGCAAUGCUACUGUGACAAAAGAGGCUUUGGCUGAAAGUUGCUCAUCCAAACCUAAGAAUGACAAGGUUUCAGGGAAUGAAGGUGCUGCCAUACCAGCUGAGGUGAAUAAGAGCCAGAGUUUGGAGGAUAAAGCUUGUCCAGCUAUUGCAACUUCCAUAACUGCGGCUCCAGCUCAUACUCCUUUAACUGAUUCCUUUCCCAGUUCCACUGCUGUGGAAAACACCAGUGAGACAAAAUAUGACGUUGCUAAGAUUGCUCCUGGCUCUCAGUCAACGCCUUCGUACCAUUCUGUUCCUCUGGCAUCUCAAUCUAUCACUCCUUGCCCUUCCGAAUCAGUAGAAGUCAAACGACAAGGUCGAAAGACUUCAAACAGAGCAGAAGCACCCCGUCGUAGGGGAAGGAAGCAAGCUCCGGUGUUACCUGCCGUUUCUGAUGGUCCAGCCGGUCAGGAUCCAAAAUUAAAUUCUCAAUUACAGAAUGCAUCUGCUGUUACAAUGGGAAGUAAGUCUGUUGCUCCGAGAAGUAAGCAAGGUACUGAUGGACAGGAACUGACAAAUGCUAUUCAGGCCCAAACAAGCCAAGUGCAUUUGGCUAGCAGUUUAGUGGGUCAUGAUCCAAAAAGAAAAGAGCAGUCAGGCUAUUCUGCCCACAAUAGGCAACCUACAAACUCAUCAUCGGCACUUGACAGUGCUCCUGGAUCUUCUGAUAAGAGUUCUGCUUUGGGCCGUAUCCAGACUGCUGAUGUAAAUGAUGUUGCUCGUGUGAUGAAGGAGGUCUUUUCUGGAACCUGUUUGUCAAAAGCUAAAAUUCCUGAAACUUUCGGGAGAGAAGGUAGGGUUGCCCCCUGUGUACCUUUAUCAAGUAAGAUUCCUGUGGACACAGCCAAAAGCCAAUGUUCGGAGGAUAAAUCAUGUCCUACUCUGCCAACUUUGGAAACAGCAGCUCAUCCACUUGACCUUACUGGGACUGAUGCAAAAGGGGAGAGGGACAUGACACCUGCUUUGAAUGAAACCCAUGUUACCGUCACUAAUAUGGACCAACCUCAAAGCAAGACGACUGUGGGCUCCAUCAAAGAAUUGAAAGGUUCAAAACAACUUUCUGUUGAUGGCACGGCUAGGGUGAGUAAGACUGUUUUUCAAACACUGUCUCCAGAUGUUGAUGUGACUGCUUCUAGUACAGGGGCCUGUGGGAGUGAGGUAAGUUCAUCUUUGGUAUUUUCAAGUAGUGUUGAGCAUCCUCAGGUGAUUGGUGGAAACAAAACUGAAUCUUUGUCAGGAGAGUCUCCUAAAUCCCCUUCUGUUGAUUUAAGUGACAAUAAAUGUCCUACGAUUUCCAUGAAUACUGACAAUGCCAGUCUUCAUCUUGGAUUGACACCUCCUGUUCCUGAGGGCCCAGUUGAGUCAGGUGUGAUGGGCCCUCCUGCUAUGAUUGAUUCUGAAAACAAGAUAGAGCCUUGUGAUAAAGAGCAUCCUACAUCUCCUCCUUGUAUUGCGGCCAGCCUUGACUGCCCUCCCCUAAUUCCCAAAGAUUCUGAUGAUGUUAGCAAUCAUUCUAAAGACACUUCACCCAUUUCUGCAAGUCCAGAUCGUUCAGCUGUCGCACCUGAUAUUACUGAAAUGACUGAAACAAAUGCCGUAGACGAAACAGAGCCUUCUUCAAAAGAGUCUCGAGAAUCUUCCCCCCAUGAAAAUGUAUCCACAACAUUUGAAAACGUUUGUGGCCCUCCCCUAAUUCCCAAAGAUUCUGAUGAUGUUAGCAAUCAUUCUAAAGACACUUCACCCAUUUCUGCAAGUCCAGACCGUUCAGCUGUCACACCUGAUAUUACUGAAAUGACUGAAACAAAUGCCGUAGACAAAACAGAGCCUUCUUCAAAAGAGUCUCGAGAAUCUUCCCCUCAUGAUAAUGUAUCCACAACAUUUGAAAACGUUUGUCCAGGAGAGAGUGCACCCAUGUCUGUUGGUUUAGAGGAUUCGGAGCUUCCUGGCAUGGCUGAGAAUGACUCUGGAGAAAUGGUUGAGUCUGCUUCAAAAGGUUGUCCAAAAUCUUCUCCUGUUGAUAUAAGCCAUGAAAUUUCCACAACUAUUACCACAAUCCCAAAUAUUGUGUUUGGUGGGGGUUGUAUUGACAAGGUUGAUGUGCCUUUUACAGAAUCUGAAGCUGCUAAUUGUUCUGGUGAAGGUAAUUUUUCGAAUCCUGAAAUUUCCUCGAAGGCUGAUGAUUUCGAAGUCACUCUUGGGUCAGCUGAUGUUGCCUCGGGGCAUAAUACUAUGCAUGAUAUUCCUACUGAAAAGGGCAUCUUGGAACUUCGAACUGAUGUGAUUGAGGAUGGUAGUAUUGAUGUGUGCAAUAUGGAAGUUGUCCCCUCUGAGGGUGAUCAAAUGAAUGUUUCUCAUGUUGGUUGUUAUCCAUCUGAAAAAGUAUCAGACACGAGUUUACCUGCAUCUUCAUUGUUAACGGUGGGAGAAAUCGAUGACUCAUCUGAUAGAGGUCAAGUUGACAGCUGUGUAGCACAGGAGAACCCAAAAAGUUCUGGUGCAGCAUUGGUUGUUUCUCAGGAUGAUGGUUUCGUUUCAGGAGAUAGAUCAGAAAUCUUAGAGUCAUCUUCUUUGGUGGAAGAGGAACCAGUAGGGGGCGCAUCUGUGAAGUGCCAAAAUUCCAGUUCGUCAUCUUCAGAGGAAAGGAAAGAUUCUGUUACUGAAAAGGAUGUUAUUUUGUCAGAGGAACUUAUACCAAAAAACUUGGAUGUUCCUUUACCUUUAAUUACACAGGAAGAAAAUAUUGAGGGUUCAUCUGAGGAGAGGCCAAGUUGCAGCUCGUUACUACUGGAAGAUUCAAAAGGUCCUGGAGCUUUAACAGUUGUUCAAAUUGAUUUAUCUCAGGUUUGUGAAACUUUGCAAGAGAAUGUUGUAUCAGAAGGUAUGGAUCCACCUUCAUCUUCCUUAGUGACUGGAGAAGGGACGACUGAGGAAAUAUCUAAGAAGAAUCAAGUUUGCAGAUCUGUACCUGUGGAGGAACCAGAAGUUUCUGGAGCUGAAAGAGAUGCUCAAAUUGAUUCGUCUCAGGUUGAUGGCAUUUUACCGCAAAUGGUUGUGACAGACAACUUAGGUUCUCCUCUAUCUUCUUUAGUGACAGAGGAAGGAAAGAUUGGGGACUCAUUGGAAAAGUGUCUACUUGGCAGUCCAGUACAAAUGAAAGAAGACAAGAUUGAUGGAAUAUCUAUGAAACGUUUAGGUGGGAAUUCAGACCUACUGGGAGAAUCACAAGGAUCUGAUGCUGAAAUGGAUGUUCAAAUGGAUGUUUCUCAGGCUUGUGGGUUUCUAACAGAAACUGAAAGUGUUAUUGUGCCUUCAUCUUCUGCAGCAGUUAAGGAAGGAAAGAUUGAGUGCUCAUCUGAGAGGGGUCCAGUUAACAGAUCAAUAGUUCUGGGGGAAACAUCUGAAGAUUUAGUUACUGAUAAUAUGGUUGUUUCUCGGGUUGGUGUGUUUGUGCCCAAAAAUAUGUUAGAAGCUGCAGUUCAACCUUUAUCUACUUUGGCAAAAGAGCAGCAAAAGACUGAGUGCUCUUCUGAGAAGGAUCAAGAUGGCCGCUCAGUACAACUGGAUGAACCAAAUGGAAAGGAAGAUGAAAUGGAUCAUCAAAUGGAAACGCCCAGAUAUUCUGGGGAUUUGCCCGACUGUAUUGUAUCAGAAAGUGUGGAUUCGGAAGAGAAGAUUCAGGGCUUAUCCGAGAGGGAUCCUGUAAGCAGCUUAGCACCACAGGUGGAAUCAAAGGUUUCUGAACCUGAGAUGGGUGAUCAUUUGGAUGCAUCUAAGGUUGGCGUUAUGUUGCUGGAAGAAGCUAUUUCAGAAAACGUUGACCUGCCUGCAUCUUCCAUAGAGACUGAAGGAAAAGAGGUAGUAUGUCCAUCUGAGGGAAAAGUUGGCUGCUCAGUGAUGGAGGAGGGUUCAAAAACACCUGUAGCUGAAAUCGUUCCUCAAGUGAAUGCUUCUGAUGUUUGUGAGAGUGUGCAAGAAAUUGAAUCAGAAAACAUGGAUCUGCCUCUGGUUACCUCAACCAUAGUGGGUGAUAAUGUUGAAGGCUCAUCUGAUGCAGUGCCUAUAGGCAGCUCCAAAUCACCAGAGGGGUUGGAGUCUGAAGCUAAAAUUGUUGAUGGUUUUCAGGUUUGUGGGACAUUGCAAGGAAAUGUUUCUGAAAACUUGGAUCAGCUUCCAGUUACCUUGGCCAUAGGGGACGAUAAUGUGGAAGGCUUAUCUGAGGCAGGGCCUAUAGACAACUCCAAUUCACUAGAAGAGUCAAAAUCUGAAGCUAAAAUUGUUGAUGCUUCUCUGGUUUGUGGGACAUUGCCAGGAAAUGUGUCUGAAAACUUGGAUCAGCUUCCAGUUACUUUGGCCAUAGAGGGGAAUAGUGUUGAAGGCUUAUCUGACGCACGGCCUAUAGACAGCUCCAAAUCACUAGAAGAGUCAAAAUCUGAAGCUAAAAUUGUUGAUGCUUCUGAGGUUUGUGGGACGUUGCCAGUAGAUGUGUCUGAAAACUUGGAUCAGCUUCCAGUUACCUUGGCCAUAAGGGGUGAUAGUGUUGAAGGCUUAUCUGAGGCAGGGCCUAUGGACAGCUCCAAAUCACUAGAAGAGUCAAAAUGUGAAGCUAAAGUUGGUGAUGCAUCUCAGGUUUCUGGGACAAUGCAAGAAAAUGUGUCUGAAAACCUGGAUCAGUCUGAAGCUCCCUUGACCAUGGGGGGUGAUAGUGUCGAAGCAUUACCUGAGGCUGGGCCUGCGGGCAGCUCCAAAUCACCAGAGAAGUCAAAAUGUGAAGCUAAAGUUGGUGAUGCUUCCCAGGUUUGUGGGUCAAUUCCAGAAACUGCAUUUAGAAACCCAGAUCCGGCUCUAGUUACCUUGGCCAAGGGGGGUGGUCGCGUUGAAGGUUUAUCUGAGGCAGGGCCUGCAGGCAGCUCCAAAUUACCAGAGUUAGAAUCUGAAACUAAAGUUGUUGAUGAUUCUCAGGUUUGUGCACCAAUGCCAGAAACUGUGCCCGAAGCUAAAGUUGGUGGUGACAUUGAAGGUUUAUCUGAGGCAGGGCCUGCAGGCAGCUCCAAAUUACCAGAGUUAGAAUCUGAAACUAAAGUUGUUGAUGAUUCUCAGGUUUGUGCACCAAUGCCAGAAACUGUGCCCGAAGCUAAAGUUGGUGGUGACAUUGAAGCUAAAGUUGGUGGUGACAUUGAAGGUUUAUCUGAGGCAGGGCCUGCAGGCAGUUCCAAAUCACCAGAAGAGUUAGAAUCUGAAGAUAAAGUUGGUGAUGCUUCUCGGGGUUGUGUGGCAACACCAGAAAAUAUUUCUGAAAGCGUGGAUCAGUCUCCAGUUAUCUUGGCCAUGGGGGGUGAUAGUAUUGAAGCCUUAUCUGAGGCUGGGCCUGUAGGCAGCUCCAAGUCACUGGAGGAGUCAGAAACUGAAGCUAAAGCUGGUGGCGCUUCUCAGGUUUGUGGGGCAAUGCCAGAAAAUGAGUCGGAAAACAUGGAUUUUGAGCCAUCUUCAACAGCACAGGAAGGUGAAACUGUGGAGUCAUCAUCUUAG
Messenger RNA from Prunus armeniaca (apricot), 9132 nucleotides. The record is from the annotation of a GenBank genome assembly. NCBI's taxonomy places the organism in Eukaryota, Viridiplantae, Streptophyta, Magnoliopsida, Rosales, Rosaceae.